AUAGUAUAUAAACGGAUGACUAUUUGAGUGAAGAAAAAUAAAAAACUUGUAGCAUUGAAGCUUUCCUGGAGUCCUUGACAGUGAAGGCAGAAAUUGAAGAGCCUAAUAAUGGAGGAGAUAGGGUUUUUGGGCAUGGGAAUUAUGGGGAAAGCUAUGGCCACAAACUUGCUCCACCAUGGCUUUAAGGUCACUGUUUGGAAUCGCACUCUUUCUAGGUGUGAUGAGUUAGUCAAACACGGAGCUUCUUUGGGAGAAUCUCCAGCAGCAGUAGUAAAAAAAUGCAAGUAUACGAUUGGAAUUGUGUCCGACCCUUGUGCUGCACUCUCGGUUGUUUUUGACAAAAACGGUGUUCUUGAGCAAAUAUGUGACGGAAAGAGUUAUAUACAUAUGUCGACCGUUGAUGUGGAUACUUCUUCGAAAAUAAAUGAGGCAGUUAUAUCAAGAGGCGGUACUUUCCUUGAAGCUCCAGUCUCGGGCAGCAAAAAGCCCGCUGAAGACGGGCAAUUGGUUAUUCUAGCUGCUGGGGAGAAGGUAAACAUAAAACAUGAUUUAUAUAGUCAAUUGCUUCCAGCUUUUGAUGUCUUGGGAAAGAAAUCAUUUUUCUUGGGACAGGUUGGAAAUGGUGCAAAAAUGAAACUUGUUGUGAACAUGAUAAUGGCUAGCAUGAUGACAGCAUUUGCAGAAGGACUUGUGUUGGCUGACAAAAGUGGAUUGGAUCAGCAAACUCUCUUGGACGUGUUGAAUGUUGGGCCUGUUGCUAAUCCAUUGUUCAAGAUGAAAGGGCCUACCAUGAUAAAACACAAUUACUCCCCCAGGAGUCCUCUAAAACAUUCACAAAAAGACAUGAGGCUUGCUCUGGCCCUUGGGGACGAAGUUGGUGUUUCAAUGCCUCUGGCCGCAGCAACAGCUGAGGUAUUUUAUACAUACCAUUUAGUUCUAUAAAAAUUUGGGUCCAUAUGUAAAAUAUUUGUAUCAAAUAUGCAAGUUACGUUAUAUUUAAUAUGUCCACAUGAAGGAAUUAUAUUCAUGAGAACCCCUACUCAAUUUUCAAGUGUGAGUCGGGCAUUAAUUUUGUUUGAAAUAAGCAGAUGAUAUUUGAACUGGAAUUUUCACUAAAAUGCAUGUUCGUGACACAUAAUCAUGUUUUGUUGCGGGUGUAAUUAGAGGAAAAGUUAGACAAGAGAUCAUGAAAUUAUCGUUAGAUUCAAUGAUGUAGUUUUAAUUUAUAAAUAAUACUCAGGUAUAAAUUUUUCAAAUCACAUAUGCAUUAUACGAAGUAUUAGGGAGAUAUCACUUGAUAAGUUCUCACAUACAAAAUAACUUAUAGCAUCAGAAUUUAACUUUUAUGACACAUAAAUAAUUUCUUAUUGGUUAUCUUUAUUUACUAGUAAUUUUUAUAGUAAAAAUUGGGAAUUUUUAUAUUGUGGGAUCAGACUUCGUGCAUACAGUGCUCUUGUACAACAUAGACGAUGUUAAUGUAGCUAAAUUUUGUGUAACUUCUGUUAUCGAAAUAUUUGGUGUAACAUAUAUGAUAGAGUAAUAUUCUAGAGAGUAGGGAGAGGUGAGAGCUCGAGAGAGAAAGUAUUUGCAUUCAAUGUUUUUUAACCCCUACAACUACCCCCAAAGGGAGUGUCUAUAGAGGAAAUUUGGGUUGGGCUCCCAGCUUGGGAGGCCCGAUUACAAUGAUGGGUUAUUUAAAGCCUGUUUAUAUGAAGCUAUUCUACUAAGUACAAUGUGAAAGAUAUCUAUUGAAGAUCCUGGCCAAGGUGACCAGGUCGAGGCGACCAGGCCGAGGAGUCCAGGUCAUGAUGACUGUUCUUGAGCUAAAUUGUUUGAUCCAUGUCUUGAGUUCAUUAUUUAAGGGAAUCUUCAGCGUGGUGGGACCUCGUCUGGACGAGGGGACCCAACCAAGAGGUAGUCUAGUAGCUUGCAGUCCUGUGUGUGUAUAUAUGAGUAUGUGUGCCCUGGGUCCAGACCCAUAUACUCUAUCAGGAGUCUCCCACUUUCUGAGUCAAGAGGUGUUGAGGUAAAAGGGAGUAGAGCAUCUUGGGUUGCACUUUUUUAUUAUUGUUUGUGUUUG
This is a messenger RNA of Cuscuta epithymum, 2080 nucleotides long. The record is from the annotation of a GenBank genome assembly. Lineage: Eukaryota; Viridiplantae; Streptophyta; Magnoliopsida; Solanales; Convolvulaceae.